AUGGCUCCGCUUGAAGCAAAACAGAGCCUCCUCCGUACCAGUCUAGCCAUCGUCCGAGAUGAAGGUGUGCGUGGUCUAUACAGUGGUCUUUCGGCAGGCUUGACGCGAGCAUUGACUUAUGGUGCAGUACGUAUCGGUGUGUAUGAGGAGUUGAAGCAGCAGGCUGUGAAGAAUGGCUACGGAACAGCAUCAAACCUCCUAAUACCAUUCGCAUUCGCAUCAGGCUUUACCGGGGCCAUCUUGGGCACUCCAUCCGACAUAGCCAACAUUCGUAUGCAAAAUGACAAAUCACAACCCCUCCGACUUCGCCGCCAUUACCGGCAUGUCUUUCACGCUUGGGCGCAGAUGAAGAAACAGGAAGGCUGGAAAUCUUUCUCUCAGGGCAUGUCCGCAAACUGCUUCCGAUGUGGUAUCAUGACUGCCAGUCAGCUGGCGUGCUACGACUUCUUCAAGGGGAUCCUCGGAAACCAGAUGAACAGGCCCGAUAGUACCUCGACGCAUUUGACUGCAUCGAUUGGUGCCAGUCUAGUGGCGACGAGUGUGGCCAGUCCGAUGGAUGUGAUCAGAACGCAAAUGAUGGGAGUCAACUCAAAGCCUGGUGUUAGAGCUUCUGUAUGGGGGAUCCUGAAUCGUCUUGUGUCAACAGAAGGAUACCGAUGGCUCUUUCGUGGUUGGUCGUCAAGUUUCAUACGGUUGGGUCCACAGACGAUCGCCACAUUGGUGACCAUGGAGCAACAGAAGAAGCUGUAUAGAGCAUUCGUAUCUCAUCAAGACUAG
Molecule: messenger RNA, 777 nt
Organism: Fusarium poae
Lineage: Eukaryota; Fungi; Ascomycota; Sordariomycetes; Hypocreales; Nectriaceae
Exons: 3
Coding region: 1-777 (258 amino acids)
Biological process (GO): phosphate ion transmembrane transport; oxaloacetate transport; thiosulfate transport
Molecular function (GO): sulfate transmembrane transporter activity; malate transmembrane transporter activity; succinate transmembrane transporter activity
Source: RefSeq, a predicted model, not a curated record